Molecule: messenger RNA, 1065 nt
Organism: Colletotrichum costaricense
Lineage: Eukaryota; Fungi; Ascomycota; Sordariomycetes; Glomerellales; Glomerellaceae
Exons: 2
Coding region: 1-1065 (354 amino acids)
Source: RefSeq, a predicted model, not a curated record
AUGUUUUGUAGCGAGGAAGUGCCAGAGACACCUUCCAGCCCUGUCGAGUCUGAGGGUGAGGAUGAAGCUCCCGGCUCCUCCGACGGCAGUCGCGAGGCCACCGAGAAGCCCCCUCCAGAUCUCGCCUCCCUCGCCGUCCCAGGCUUUUUCAAGAACCUGGGAGCUCAUCCCAACCUCAAGGGCCUGCCUGGUCUCGACUUUGAGAUCCCAUUUGCUUCGCCGAUCCUAGGGAUGAAGUAUUCCGGCCUCAUUGGCCAUAUGCUCCUUCCCUACUACGACAAAAGGGCCAAUUAUACCCACAGCAGACUUGUGCACGUCGGCGAACGGAUCAAGCAAGUCAUGGUCAUUGCGAUUCGAGUCUUUGAGGAUAACCCAAAGAUGAACACGUUGCGCGAUCUUUACGAGGAGACCUUCAAGGUUCUCCGGGAGGUUGAUGCCAGCUGGGACUUCCCUUCCUCGUGGCAGAAGUCCCGGGCCGUCCUUACGAAGAUCGUGACCGCCCGGAAGAGAUACCUCGAGAAGAAUGACGGCGUCACUAAGACCCGUGAAGAUCUCCUCCCGUUCCUCAAGGCCAUUGACAGGUUCCUCGAGCGGGUCGAUCCGAACGUUCUGGAGUCUAGAUCAGAGGCGAGCAAGGCUCAGGAUGGCGCAGAGUACCGCAACCUGAAGCGUUCCUCGCUCGGCGAUGGAUCUGAUGAGGUCUCAUCCCAAAAGAAGGCGCGUGUGUAUAAGGCGGAUGAGAUCCCGUCCAAGCUGUCCGAUGACGAGAUCGAAGUCUUGAACGCUAAGACCAGGGACCUCGAGAAGAGACUGCAGGAGUCCGAUGCGAAGUGGUCCAGCCAUGUCAGUCAGAUCUGGGGAGUGGCACGGCCUUUCAUCAACGGAGGCAUCAAGGCCCAGGGCCAGGGAGAGAAGGAGUGGGAGGAAGACCAGCUACAGGGAUUCCUUCGAGGUAACGGUCUUGUCAAUAUUGCCAAGGAGUUGCUUGGUGUUGAGCGUGUUGCUCAGGAAGAUAUCAGCUCCUCUGUUGUGGUCAAGGGAAUUCGAGACUUGAAGUUAUCUUGA